This is a messenger RNA of Macroventuria anomochaeta, 2969 nucleotides long. RefSeq lists its product as uncharacterized. The record is from RefSeq and is a predicted model, not a curated record. Gene Ontology annotation, molecular function: DNA-binding transcription factor activity, RNA polymerase II-specific; DNA binding; zinc ion binding. Lineage: Eukaryota; Fungi; Ascomycota; Dothideomycetes; Pleosporales; Didymellaceae. The coding region runs from base 315 to 2741 and encodes 808 amino acids. The transcript is spliced from 4 exons. Gene Ontology annotation, biological process: regulation of DNA-templated transcription; DNA-templated transcription.
GGCUUCCUCACGGCGGGAAGACGGAGCCAAACGUUUGAUUGCUGAGCUAAUCUACGGACGAACUUUUCGUCCGGCCCUCUUCGAUUCCCUUUGAUUCCACCACCAUCAUCGCAGAACCUGUCAUCUGUGGUUCUUACGAUUCGAGCUUCCUGUACUCAUCAUCGAUUUCAACUGAUCGCACAGGAAUCAAUUGUGGAUUGCACUCGUGCUCAUAUAGGUUGUGGACUACACCCUGCGAGCACCGGAUAGUCCGGACGAAACUUUUCGCAGGAGUACAGCAGUGCGAAACUUGUGCGAGGAAACCCACCACCAAAAUGCCGAAGGAAGAGUCGUUGCCGACGCGGAAGAAGAUGCGGAAGGGCACGCAUAGUUGCUUCGAAUGUCGCCGUCGCAAGAUCCGAUGCAUCUACCAGUCCGAUAACCCAGACGUAUGCUCGGAAUGCUUCGCCAGGGGCAGCCGAUGCAUCGACCAGGAGAAUGCAAACCCAGACGUCAUUGUCGACCACAGGAAGAACCUUCGUGAAAGGGUCUCACGACUAGAGGCUCUUGUUGAUUCAUUAUUGGAAGAGAAGACCGUCAAGUCAGAAAGCCCAAGUCACCAGAGUCAAGCAGAAACUGCGUCAUCCCGAAAUGUGUAUACCAAAGACACCUUCCCACCAACACCACUAUCCUCGGAAGCUUCGUCAAAUAUCCUGAGAGAUAGUCAACGCGUGCCAUCCAAUAGCGGACGUCACCACAUCCCUAUUCUUUCGGUCUUCGAGGAUGCACUCAACGAUGCCGAAGAGAAGAUCAAAGCCCGCAUGGGUCCCCAACACAAGCCUCUGCUUCCGCAACCGCAAAAUGGAGCUGACGAUCGGUAUACCGUUGUCAACAAACACCCAGAUGACCUGCCAGAAGGUUCACCUGCGGCAUCGGCGAAGAAAGAGAGAGUGAAGCAGGCCCUGCUUGCUAUGCUGCCUUCUUAUGACCAGCUCACCAAGAUCCUGAACAGCAACAGCGAAUGGUGGCAAACAUGGAGACGAAAGUGCAGCGGCACAUCCGGCCCUGAUCAGACACUCGCACAGUUCGCCGCACAUGCCAUUACAAGUAAUAACAUCGGAGCUAUCGGUACUGUUGUCUUGGCUGUUGGCAUUUGCUCCUCAGCUGAGGACAACGAUGUUGAGCGCUACAUCGAGGCCGUCGACCGAUGGGUACUGUCCGACGAUGAGUACGCCGCUAGCCUUGAGGGCAUGGAGUGUCUCAUCUUGAAGUCGAAGUGGUUUGCCGACGUUGGUCAGCCACGACGAGCCUGGAUCUGCUACCGUAAGGGAUUGAUGUAUGCCCAGCUCAUGGGUUUACACCGCAAGCGUACCGCAUCAGUAGCUCACGAGAGCAUCUGGUGGGGCCUUUACCAUGGUGAUCGCUUCGUGUCUCUUCUACUCGGUCUACCAUACGGUAUCAGCGACUCGCACUGCGAUCUCACAAUGCCCGACUUUGGCGGGGAGUUCAUGCACCCAUUGAUCUUCAUUACCAAUGUAUCAAAGCUUGCAGGCCGAGUCAUCGACCGCAACCAAGGCGUCGCUGAGCAGUCCUUUGCCUGGGCCUUGCAGCUCGAUCAAGAACUCGAAGACCUUUGGAAGAAGCUCGACCCCACGUGGCUAGACUUCUCUGAACUCCUGGCUACUCUAGAGUCCAACGCCGCCGAGCUCCGAGAGCGUAUUAUGGCGCAGAUUAUCUACCACCAGAUCCGCGUCUACCUCCAUCUACCCUUCAUGCUCAAGUCCGCCACGAACUCGCGUUUUACGUACUCACGAACCGCCUGUCUCAACGGCUCACGCGAGGUUCUUCGCCUCUACCAAGCCCUGCGCACCGGAACUGUACAGCCGCUCUAUGAGUGCAAGGCCAUCGAUUUCAUCGGCUUCACUGCCGCAGUACUCAUCCAAAUCGGCCUCUUCAAUUUCACUGCAACAAGCCAAGACCCCAGCAAAAUGAAAGAGGUCGAAGCCGACGUCCGCCUCAUCGAAAUCAGCAUCGACAUCUUCCGGCGUGCCUCGAGCGAAAAGGGCGGUAAAGUCGCUCUUCAAUCUGCCGAAGUCCUCGAGAAGAUGCAAGCCAAGCAAAAGGCUGGGUGCCAUACAAACAACGGCCCCUGCGAUGACGGCGAAUGCGACGACCUCGUCAUUCCCUACUUCGGCACCAUCUCCAUCCGUAGAGGCGGCCAGAAAUUGAAGGGCCCUCUCCCACCACCUCCCGCACUCUCUCCCGCACAGUCCGUCUCAGGACGCAGCGCAAGCACAGGACAGCCCUUGUACACGCCUACCAGCGAGAAGAGCGGCCUGGGCGGGAUAAGCUCUUUCUCCCAGCCCCAAACCCAAUCGUUAAACCUCACGCCCAAGUCCUCCAUCUCCGCACACACACCCGCCACCUCGGCGUUGCCGGCGCUCGACCCCAGUCCCUUCGUCUCAUACGACGGCUUCUACAAUUUCACCACGCUCGCCGCCGAGGACAACACCUCCACUGGCAACCCUACCAUGGGCACUGGUGUGGGCGGAUUGGGCAUGGGGAUUAGAGACGAUAGUAUGAACAAUUUCCCGCUGCCGACGAACAACUUCAGCUGGCAGAAUAUGCCGAUGGACAUUGAUCAGGAUUGGAGUUGGUUUCUGAACGACAAUCAGACGCAGGGUGUGGGGACAGGGAGUGCGUUGCCAGUGGGGCAGGGGACGAUGGAUGCUUUUAGUACGGGCUUCACUGGGUUUGGGUGAAGGAAGAUGUAGAGAUUGAGGGGGGGUUAUGUAUGAUAGGGAGGUGUUUUGUGGGGUCGAGGGUUGGAUUUUCGAUAUCCGGGUUGAGACGAGACGCUCCACUUUUCGCUUUCAGGCGAGGAAUCAUAUGAUUUAUUGUGUUCAUCGGACUCGGGUUGCGUUUCUGCGACAGAUCAACGUAGUGUAGUGAAAGGCAGGCAAGCAUCACCCAGGUGAUAUGCAUCUACA